Sinocyclocheilus rhinocerous is the source of this 5098-nucleotide messenger RNA. RefSeq names its product histone-lysine N-methyltransferase, H3 lysine-79 specific-like. The coding region runs from base 197 to 4348 and encodes 1383 amino acids. The transcript is spliced from 27 exons. The record is from RefSeq and is a predicted model, not a curated record. Gene Ontology annotation, biological process: regulation of transcription regulatory region DNA binding; DNA repair; DNA damage checkpoint signaling. NCBI's taxonomy places the organism in Eukaryota, Metazoa, Chordata, Actinopteri, Cypriniformes, Cyprinidae. Gene Ontology annotation, cellular component: nucleus. Gene Ontology annotation, molecular function: histone H3K79 methyltransferase activity.
AAGAUGGCGGCGGUACUGCCGAGACGGAGCAGCCGCUCGGCUUAACCGAUCAUUUUCUCUAAUUCACCGGGGCAGAUCGGAUUCAAAUCGUGCAGCGCAACUGUGUGAAAACACCCGCAGCCUGCGAUAUCCAACGUGAGAUCCUGUCGCGUUAAACCCGGGUUUUUUUUCACGGAAAAUGCUCUUACUCUAGUUUAUGUCUCGUCCAUUAGCUGUAUUGGGGAGAAUGGGAGAAAAGCUGGAGUUAAAACUGAAGUCGCCGGUCGGAGCCGAAGCUGCAGGCUACCCGUGGCCCUUACCUGUAUAUGAUAAACAUCAUGAUGCUGCACAUGAAAUCAUCGAAACCAUUCGCUGGGUGUGUGAAGAGAUCCCAGAUCUUAAGCUGGCCAUGGAGAACUACGUUCUUAUCGACUACGACACCAAGAGCUUUGAGAGUAUGCAGAGACUGUGUGAUAAGUACAACAGAGCCAUUGACAGCAUUCACCAACUGUGGAAAGGGACCACCCAACCCAUGAAACUGAACAAGCGGCCUUCCAAAGGCCUGCUGCGUCACAUCCUGCAUCAGGUCUACAACCACUCCAUCACCGACCCAGAGAAACUCAACAACUACGAGCCGUUCUCUCCUGAGGUGUACGGAGAGACCUCUUUCGACCUGGUGGCUCAGAUCAUUAAUGAGAUGGAGAUGAUGGAAGAGGACACCUUUGUGGAUCUGGGCAGUGGAGUUGGUCAGGUAGUCCUGCAAGUCGCUGCAGCCACCAGCUGUAAACACUACUACGGCGUGGAGAAAGCAGACACUCCAGCAACCUAUGGAGAGUCAAUGGACAGGGAGUUUAAGAGAUGGAUGAAGUGGUAUGGCAAAAAACAUGGCGAGUACACGCUGGAAAGGGGAGAUUUCCUUUCAGAAGAAUGGAGGGAUCGAAUAGCCAACACAAGUGUUAUUUUUGUGAAUAACUUUGCCUUUGGUCCUGAGGUGGACCACCAGCUGAAGGAACGAUUCGCCAACAUGAAGGAAGGUGGAAAAAUUGUAUCCUCAAAACCUUUUGCACCUCUUAACUUCAGAAUAAACAGCCGAAACUUGAGUGAUAUUGGCACAAUAAUGAGAGUAGUUGAGCUGUCCCCUCUGAGGGGAUCGGUGUCAUGGACGGGGAAGCCAGUGUCGUACUAUCUGCAUACAAUAGACCGCACCAUACUUGAAAACUAUUUUUCUAGUCUCAAAAAUCCUAAACUCAGGGAGGAGCAGGAGGCAGCCAGAAGGCGCCAGCAGAAGGACAGUAAGGAGAAUAAGAGCAACACCACCACCCCGACCAAGCCCAAGGAGCACAAGACACGGCAUGAUUUUGGUGGUGAGGAGAAGCGCUCAAACUCGCUCGUGCCAGUGAAACCGUCACCGAAACCCCGCCGGGCCAAACUGCUGCCCAGGGGCCGCAAGCUAGGCAACAGGAAGCGUGGGCGGCCUAAGAAGGCUGCUGCUGCCACUGCAGCCGAGCGCAAGAACAAGAAGAGCCAGAGCGCCCUUGAUCUGCUGCACGCAAAGACCCUCUCAGCGGCCCCCCAUCAGGAUGUAUACAGGUCACCACAAAGUCCGUUCUAUCAGCUACCUCCCAAAGUGCAGCAUUAUACAUCAAGCCAGCUUCUCAUGGGCAACACUCCACCAGGCCUGCAGGCUCUUCUCGAUAACGUGAAAGUCCAGUACCUGCAGUUCAUGGCCUACAUGAAGACACCACAGUACCGUACCAGCCUGCAGCAAGCCCUUGAGCAGGAAAAGCUGAGACACACAGAACUGUCCGGUCAAGCACAGCAGCUGCUCAACGCUUGUCAUGCUCAUAAGGAGAGGAUCAGAGACCUUUUCCAGUCCAAACUGGAGGAGCUGGGCUUGAAGGCGGUGACUGUGGAGGACCUAGUACAAGCUCAGAAGGAGAUCACAGCCCACAACAUACAGCUGAGGGAGCAGACCAAACAGCUGGAGAGGGACAUGGCGGAGCUCCGAGAUCAGAGUCUGGUGCUGCUGAAGGCUCGGUGUGAGGAGCUCAAGCUGGACUGGGGAUCUCUGUGUUUGGAGACUCUUUUGAAAGAGAAAGCGGCUCUGCGAAGACAGAUCUCAGAGAAACAGCGCCACUGUCUGGAGCUCCAGAUCAGUAUCGUUGAACUAGAGAAGAGCCAGAGGCAGCAAGAGCUCCUGCAGCUGAAGUCUUACAACCCGUGUGAGGAGUCUCCCUACCAAAAGGCCCUCCCUGGCCCAGAGCCCCGGCCCACACUGGAUUCCGACACCCCCAAACUCAACCCACAAACUUCUGUGGGGCUCAACGGCUUCAGCCCUGAGCUAUCCAUCAAUGGCACAGCCUCGAUGGGUUACGAGAGAGGCAGUGGCAGCGGAAUGGGCAAAAACGAGCUCCUCACCCGCUACCUGCUCAUAUCCCCUGACCACGAAAUUGUGCCGCCCACCCCAGACUCAAGAACCAGGCAGCUAGGGCAACCCCUGCCUGACUACACCCGUUUUUCUCCUGCCAAGAUCGCCCUCCGCAGGCACCUCAACCAAGAUUCGGCUGCCAAUCAGUUUAGAGCCAUUGGCAACAUCCACCGGGGCGACACUGGGGCUGUUUCAUCUCCAACUCUGGGAUUAAAACAGUCUUACUCCUCACCCAGUUCAACUGAUAUUCUAGCAACCACCACACCCAAGAGCACAGAUAAGGAAAAGAGCCCGACUGCCUCCGGCGACACUAUAACUAGUCUACCAAUCAGCAUCCCCCUCAGCACUGUGCAUCCAAGCAAACUUCCUGUCAGCAUCCCACUGGCCAGCGUGGUGCUGCCAAACCGUGCAGAAAGACUGAGGAGCACUCCUAGUCCAGUUUCGAAUCCUGCAGGACAGAGCAACGGCAAGCCACCUCUCACGCCUACCUCCGGGUACUCCUCCAGCUCAGGAUUGGUGAAUGGCUCUCACUCCGCCAUGCUGACCGAGGACCAAGACUGUGACGCUGCAUCCCCUCCCCCUUACAGCACUCCCAUCAUGGGCCUCCAGCCUCGCGGCUCUGGCCUCAGUCCUGCGCUGGGCACUGGAGGCGUGCUGCAGUAUGCCGAUGGCCCACCGAGGCUUCCCCCCGAGGACGGCCAUGAUCGCCAGGGCCCCGAAUCCGACACUGAGCCCUUGGACAGCGAGGCUCGUCGGCGUAUCUUUUUCUCUUCAUCCUCUUCUUCUUCCUCAUCUUCGUCCUCCACGGGAGGCUCAAGGCUCCACCACGGGUCGGUAAAGCAGGGUCACCAUAAUCACAGUAAGCACCAUCAUCACCACCACCACCAUCAUCAUCACUCUCCGAGCUCCCACAGCCAAGAGGGGCGGAAACGAGGGCGGCGGAAGCGCAGCUCAUCUGGGGCCGUUCCCAUUAGUGGAUCCCCCAAAAGAAGGGCAUUUCCGGGACUUGGCUGCUCAAGCCAUUCUUCUGGAUCACCGCUCAAUAUUAAUUCAAUGGUGAACAACAUAAACCAGCCUUUGGAGAUCUCCGCCAUCUCUUCCCCGGAGCAGUCAGGACGAAGCCCGUGCGGGACAGAUCUAGAUCAGCCUCCCGUGCUUAAAAGAGAGCGUCCCCUGGAGCUCAACAACACAGGUCGUUAUUCCUCCACCCCUAGUUCAGAUGAAGAGGGCACCAAUUAUGGCCCGGACACCUCUAGUUCAAGCCGAAUUGAACUGAAAAUCGCCACCAUUUCCUUAGAUCGAGACGGACCUAUCAGAGAUGUGGAAAGGGGCUUGCAAGGACGUAAAUCAGGUGCCAGUAGCGUGAGCAGUGAGGUAUCAUCUUCCUCCGGAACCAGCAAGUGGAAAUCCACCUUCUCCCCAAUCUCUGACCCCAAGCCAACUCCUCCGGAUAGCCGCCAGGGUGGCUCGCCAUUUGGUGUGGGGGCUUCCCGAUGCGGUACGGACUCCGACUCGGACCAGAAACCGCAGAGGAGAGGAGAACGUGAGCGUGAGCCUUACGGGAACUCAAACCUCUUCCUCAGUCAGGAUGGCAGUGGUCGCUCGGUCGUCAACACGUUGGAGCGGCCGCUGCAGAAACAGAAAUCACGGGAGUGGGACCUGAAAUCUAUAAGUGGACUGGCCAGCCAGAACCUCUUUAUAACCGCUGCGGCCAGUGGAGGCAUCUUGAGCGGGAAAGUGGGUGGGGCCUCCACAGUUCCCUCCGCCGCCUCAGUGGGACAGUACUUCCCCCUGGGUGGGGCUUCAGUUCUCCAGUCCUUAUUUGGAGCUCAGACACCUGGACCAACCACCAGCGGAGCCCCUCGGUUGGUCAACGGACAUUCGGCGCUCAGCAGUUUCUCCAGCGCCGGGCUGGCAGGGGGCGCUGCAGGAGGUAACUGAAGAAAUCUACCUCAACCCAGCAUAACCUAUGCAAUGGACAGGUGUGGACCAAUGGGCUCGACUCGCUCGCCGGUGCUCAAACAUUUGCUAAAGCCGCCACUGUAAAACUGAUAUGGGUAUCAGAACUUAUCACAGGUGCAGCUUAACACACACACACACACACACACGGCCCCUGAAUCAGAUUCAGAUUAACACAGUAUGCAGCUUCCUUGUUUUUCAGAGUGUUUUAAGGUGGCACCAUGUUGGGCUGAUGCUAACAGCCAUUUAUCAAUAAUUGCGAGUUUAGCAUAGCCUUACAGAUGGGUGGUUUACUAAAUUUACAGGUAUCUUCUGGUUGAUUCACAAUCAAUGCCACAGGAAGUGGUUUAAAUGUCAGGAAUAUCAUUUCAGUCAGUACGGUCUCAAUAGGCCGUACACAAAAAAAUGACUUGUGAAUCUCUGUAACCUUGCUGCUGUUAUCAGUGGAAAGAAAUGUGGCUUUUUGUGAUUUACAACUCCUAUUCGGAUGGACUCCAUGAAGCCCCUGGAGCCUGAUACAAUUCCCAUGCUGGGACAUCACCCUUACAGCCUGAGCUUGUGCUGUGAACUCACUAUUAUGGUGAAAUUGAUGUUAACAAAUAGUGUAGUAGUUACCUUGGCUUGGGAAUGUUAACAUCUCAUCAUAUUAAUUGUUUGCCUUAUAAGGUGAAAUAUGUAGGAAACCACAAGCUCCAGCUGUAUAAGGGUGAAUUUCCAAGUGAUAUUUUACCU